Molecule: messenger RNA, 1972 nt
Organism: Hevea brasiliensis (rubber tree)
Lineage: Eukaryota; Viridiplantae; Streptophyta; Magnoliopsida; Malpighiales; Euphorbiaceae
Product: scarecrow-like protein 32
Exons: 1
Coding region: 513-1898 (461 amino acids)
Biological process (GO): regulation of DNA-templated transcription
Cellular component (GO): nucleus
Molecular function (GO): DNA-binding transcription factor activity; sequence-specific DNA binding
Source: RefSeq, a predicted model, not a curated record
GAAAAGGGUUAUCAAGAAAAUUAGCCAUGAAAAAGGUUGUUGAUGAAUAGGUGAUGAUUCUAUUAUUGCCUUGUUCGUGAGAAAAUGAAAAGGCUGAUGUUGAUGAAAGAGAAGUCUCUUUUGCCCAAUUUGACUUCAACUAAAAGUUUUUGGGAUGAGAGUUCAAUCCUAUUGAUCAGUCCUUUUUUUUCCAUUUCAAUAAAUCCUCAGAUAAAGCUGAAAUGUCUAUUUUCUGAGAUUCAAUUGCAGAAUUCUCCCAGAGUGUCUUUGGUUCCACAAAUUUUCACCCACAACAUUGAUUAAUAUUGAUUCGUUUCCCAAGGCCAAUUAAGGUACCCACUACUUCUAGUCUGGUCUCUUUCUAUCUUCCUUGUCUCUUCAGAUUUCUGAUUCCAUUUUAUCUUUCCUUUUUGCUCCCUUCUCCUCUCUCUCUUUCUCUCUCUUUUAAAUUUGUACCCUUUCUUUUCUAUCCAGCUAUCUUUCUGACUCUCUCUCUUUUUUCCUCUUUGUCCAUGAUGCAAUUCACUGAAACCCCACCACCACCCUUGCACCAAAUCACUGCUCCAUUCUCAAACCCCAACAUGAACAAGAACCAAACCCAAAGGACUCGUCCCUGGCCUGGAUUUCCUACAUCAAAGGCCUUAGGCAGCUUUGGUGAUGCGAAUUGCAUGGAGCAGCUUUUGGUCCACUGUGCAAACGCAAUUGAAAGCAAUGAUGCCACUUUAGCUCAACAGAUCCUUUGGGUCCUAAACAACAUUGCACCCCCAGAUGGUGACUCAAAUCAGCGCUUAACAUGUGCUUUCCUUAGAGCCCUCAUUGCACGUGCAGCCAAGAGCGGUACUUGCAAACUCCUCGCUGCAAUGGCUAAUGCUCACUGCACUCUCGCUAUAGAUACCCAUAAAUUCUCUGUCAUUGAGCUUGCUGGGUUUGUGGACCUAACCCCAUGGCAUCGCUUCGGUUUCACUGCUGCUAAUGCUGCUAUAUUAGAAGCCAUUGAAGGGUAUUCGUCUGUUCAUAUUGUGGAUUUAAGCAUGACUCAUUGCAUGCAAAUCCCUACUCUUAUCGAUGCUAUAGCGAAUCGCUUCGAGGUAACCCCAUUGAUAAAGCUCACAGUUGCUGGUGCCACUGAAGAUAUACCACCGAUGCUUGAUCUUUCUUAUGAAGAGUUGGGCUCAAAGUUGAUAAACUUCGCAAGGUCACGCAAUGUAAUAAUGGAAUUUAGAGUCGUUCCAUCGAGUUACACCGAUGGAUUCUCUUCCUUAAUCGAGCAUCUGAGGGUGCAGAAUAUGGUGUACGCAGAAAGUGGUGAGGCUCUUGUCAUAAAUUGUCAGAUGUUGCUUCAUUACAUUCCUGAAGAAACCCUUUUUGGUGUUAUUACUAGUACGAACUCAUCAAAUCCUUACUCUUUCGAGUCUUCUUCUUGCUCUUCCAUGUCUUCCCUUCGAACCAUGUUUCUGAAAUCCCUUAGAAGCUUAGACCCAACAAUUGUUGUCUUAGUAGAUGAAGAUGUUGAUUUAACAUCAAAUAAUUUGGUGUGUAGAUUAAGGUCAGCUUUCAAUUAUCUAUGGAUUCCUUAUGAUACUGUGGACACAUUUCUUCCAAGGGGAAGCAAGCAAAGGCAGUGGUAUGAAGCUGAUAUAUGCUGGAAGAUUGAGAAUGUUAUUGCUCAUGAGGGUCUUCAGAGGGUUGAGAGGUUAGAACCCAAGAACAGGUGGGUUCAGAGGAUGAGAAAUGCAAAUUUUCGAAGCAUUUCUUUCUGUGAAGAUGCAGUUUCUGAAGUUAAGACUAUGCUUGGCGAGCAUGCAGCUGGGUGGGGAUUAAAGAAGGAAGAAGAAGACCUUGUGCUUACUUGGAAAGGACAUAAUGUUGUAUUUGCUACUGCUUGGAUGCCUGCCUAAUUCAUCCCCCUUUUUUUUUUUUUUCAAACAAUUUAUUAUUAACAUCAUCUUUUCUUUUUCAUCAGCCAUAAUUA